GAGAGAGUGCCGUCGUGGAGAGCCACGUCGUCUCUAUCCGAGUUGUGCGUCUCUACCUUGUCUUACACCGUCACGGUCUUCUUCUUUCUCGCGUCUGCCCGUCCCUUCUUUCGUUGGGCCACCCCGAAUUUCGGAGACGACGAUCAUGACGGGUACCACGAUCGUGCCGAUCCUACUGUUGGCGGUGAUCCAGGCUGCCAUGUGCAACAACUGCUCACGCAUAUGUAACCCGAGCGAGUUCUUCCCCGAUAUCAAAGGAAAUCUCACGAAGAUCAUCUGGGCGCACGCUGUCAACAGCCAGGCGGAAUUGGAGAAGGCGCUCGCGUCAGAGGAUGUCAUGAUGCUGGAGGCCGACGUCGUGAUAGGCAGGCUUAACAACACCAGCGGUAGCAAUUACACCGAUAUCCCGAUAAUGGCACAUCCACCGGCCGUGGAGAGCGAUCUGUCACUCGAGGAGUUUCUCAACAUCACCAGUAUCAAUGAUUCGACAAUUCUAUAUUUUAGAUAUGGAAAGGAGUUCAACAUCACCGAGGGUCGAUAUUCCACAGAGCAAAUCAAGAAUAUGAUCGACACUUUGACAGAGAACCAUGUCACCCAGCCGGUAACUUAUCCCGUACGAGCUGGUCUUGCGGCGAACGAUAUCAACGCCAUAAAGGCAUUGUUAAAAAACACGACAUUCACCAACGCGACCCUGACGAUUUGGUCAUCGGAGGGCGAUUCGGUCGACGCUGCGCAACUAUCGAAAUUGAUCAAAGAGGUGGGAAUAAAUAAAGUCUACGUGGAUGUGCCGGGGGAUUUGAGGAGAAAACUUGACCUGUCGGCCGGAUCCGCGAUGGCACCCAUGGUGAUGAAUUUAGGUGCGUCACUGGCGCUUCUGGCCCUGUCGAGGAUGCUGUAAAGAAGAUGUAGAUAGCAGACGUAGAUUUGCGGCGCGAUUCGAGAAAGGAAGAGCUGCAAACUCUUCAUUCCGUAGCCUCUCGAAGAAAGUACGAGCGAACGACGAAAUCCGAUAACGAUCGCACGUGAAUAUUAUGUGAUCGCCAUCGCGAUCGUUCCUUCGGGUCUUCGUUCGAUUCAUCGGCUACAUUUCUAAAGACGUAUCUCUCACAACAUCCGAUUCGUCGCGGCGAACAAUUUCCAUAGCGAAAUAUUUUCCACGCGAGAUUCCCUUUGUCCGAGAAAAAAAUAUAUGCCCGUUUUUGCCGAUACCAUUUGUACUUAAAGGAAUCGCGUUCAAACGACAUAUAAAAGAAACUCUGACUGUAAUAUAAAAUACAUUUUCUUUUUAAUAUACUUGACACCGUUAAGUCAUAACGUAAAAAAGAACACCUGCGUAUUUGUAGGUAGGCGUAUUUUAAUUCAUGUCUCGAGAGUAACUUUAUUACCGUUGAUAAAUAUUAACAAUUUACCCAUUGUUAAUUAAUGUCUAAAACAUUUCUGAAUAUUAUAUACUAUACGCGUAUGUUAAACAAAUCCAUUUAUAAACGUUACAUCCAUACGCACACACACAUGCAACCGAUUAUACAUUCGAAAUACUUAUCUCGUCGAGAGUAACAAUUUAAUUAUAUAAAGGACGUAUUUCAAAAUUAAACUAAAAUUUUUUUAUUAAAGUACAAACAGCGAUACGAAAAGAGCGCACCGUAAUUUCGUAUCAAGUAUCACAUGCAUUGUAUUUUGCUGUGCGCAUUUUCAUCGUGUUUAAUGUCCCUCCGUAAUGUUCCACCAUCCUGUACCUGCGUUUAACAUAUCUCUGAUCUAGGUGCAGCAAAAAAAUUAUAUUAGUCUCUAUAUAAACGUAUCUAAGCCAAAGGAUUUUAAAAACUGCAGUAUACGGUGCGAACGCACUGCGUUUGAUAAUGAGUCAAUAAAAUAUUACGCAAAAUUAUCAAGAAAA
Pogonomyrmex barbatus (red harvester ant) is the source of this 1894-nucleotide messenger RNA. RefSeq names its product protein FAM151B. The record is from RefSeq and is a predicted model, not a curated record. Lineage: Eukaryota; Metazoa; Arthropoda; Insecta; Hymenoptera; Formicidae.